Messenger RNA from Eriocheir sinensis (Chinese mitten crab), 4437 nucleotides. RefSeq lists its product as uncharacterized. The coding region runs from base 1829 to 3124 and encodes 431 amino acids. Lineage: Eukaryota; Metazoa; Arthropoda; Malacostraca; Decapoda; Varunidae. The record is from RefSeq and is a predicted model, not a curated record. The transcript is spliced from 10 exons.
UGUAGACGUGUUAUCUAAAUGUGGUGGCCAAUAUGCCUAUUUUGGUAUAGAAAAAGGUAUCUCACAUAUUUCUGGGCUGAAAUCACUUAUAUCAAAGGGAAUUAGUUUGCAGUUCAAUAUUGAUGGUUUACCACUAUUUAAAUCAAGUAAUGUACAGCUUUGGCCUAUAAUGUGUAGCAUAAACCGUGGGCAUGUCCCUUUCAUUGUUGGGAUGUUUUGUGGAACAGGAAAACCCAGCCCGGUGAAAGAAUACCUUGCAGAUUUUUUGAAAGAGCUUCACAAGUUAACAGUUAAUGGCAUUAAAUUUGAAGACAAAACAUACAAUGUUUCAGUUGAUGGCUUUGUGUGUGAUGCCCCUGCAAGGGCAUUUUUGAAAUGCGUAAAAACCCAUACUGGAUACAGUGCCUGUGAAAGAUGCACAGUACAUGGAUCCUGGGAUGGAAGAGUAGUAUAUAACACACAGGAAUUAUUCCCUCUCCGUAAAGCACAGCAGUUUCAAAAUAUGGCAUAUGAAGACCAUCAGAUAGAGCAAUCACCUCUCACAGACAUUGGCAUUCUUUGCAUUGAACAGUUUGCCUUGGAUUACAUGCACUGUGUUUGUUUAGGUGUUGUGCGACGUAUUUUGUCCUUUUAAAACAUGGUCCCACACAGUGCCGUCAGUCAGCUCGCCAGAUAUCAGAAAUAUCAAAUAGACUAGUGUCGUUGAGUGGAUUGAUGCCCAGUGAGUUUGCUCGACAGCCCAGAUCGCUCUUAGAACUAGAUCGCUGGAAAGCAACUGAACUGCGCCAGUUUCUCCUUUACACAGGCCCUGUAGUUUUAAGAGAUGUGGUCCCAACACCAAUUUAUGACCACUUUCUCUGCUUAAAUGUUGCCAUAGCUUUUAUGUUAGAUGCUGAUGCUGACAAGAGAAACUUUUACUUGCCAUAUGCUAAAGAACUUUUAGAGUGUUUUGUUGGCAAUUGCCCAGACAUUUAUGGUAACACUUUCACAGUUUACAAUGUUCAUAACCUCAUACAUUUACAUGAAGAUAUAACUUUCUUUCAGUGCUCUUUGAAUGAUAUAUCUGCAUUCAAGUAUGAAAAUCAUCUCCAGAUGGUAAAGAAAAUAGUCAAAAAAGCACAAAAUCCCAUUGCACAGAUUGCAAAACGCUUAACAGAACUUAAUGCACAUGGAUCCACUAGUACAGCCAAAGUAAUAUAUCCUGUCAUCUCUACAAGGAGCAAAGAUAACUGUUUCAUACUUCAUACAGAAGAUUUUGUCUUUGUGCAUGAAGAAAAGAGCAGUGGUGAACUUGCUUGUGAAAUUAUAGGUCAGAUUCAUAUGCAAAAUUUCUUUGAAAGUCCUUGCAAUUCAAAACUAAUGAAUAUUGCUUUUAUAGAGACCAAACAUUUGAAGCAAAAGCUCAGAAAGAAAGUAAUAGACAGAAGUUGCAUUUCUCGUAAAGUUGUGUGCUUGCCGUAUGAUGAUGGCUUUGUAUUUUUCCCAUUAUUACAUAGGGCUGAAAAGUUUUAAGGAUCAGUCCAUAUUGGACAAAAUAGCUUCUUUACCCUGGCCUAUCACCAACAAAAUCUCAAUUACUGUUGUGAACACUGCACUUAGGUGUAUGAGUAAAGUACCUAAAUAUGUAUGUUUGCAAUUAUGUUUAUAAUUUUGUAGUUGUUGCUUCCUUACUGCAUAAAGCUUUUAUUUAUUUUAUUUAUUAGAUGAAAUAUAAAAGCAUUUAAAUUGACACCAUCAGGGGUUACAGUAGUGUGCAAGCCAUGUAUUAUAGCUACUAUGUAUAUAUAUAGCUUAUCACAUUAUUCAAUCCACACAACUGCUAAACAGUAUGGCAAUGUGGGCUCGAGCAGUGUGGCUGGAGGACAAUGAAGAGCAGGAGGGUGUUAUACCACAGAAGUGGAUACAGAAUCAAAUGGUCCAUUGGCCACCUGGUGUUAAUGCUGCCCCCGCUAUGGCUGAAAUGAGAGAUCCAACACCAUCUUGGAGAAAGUUCACACUUGUGAAAGUAAAAAUUGCUUCUGAUGACAAAACUGUCUGUGAGGAAUGCAAUACUACCACGACAUCUGAAUUGAGUGAUGAAGAAGAGAAUGUGAAACGACGCAAGAAGAAAAAAAUAUUUGAAGACUUCUACGUUGCAGAUGAGUGCAAUGACAUGAUGCAGGAAAAGGAAAAGAAAUGUGGUGCCUCUCUACCAAAACCCCCAGAGAAAUUUGUAAGAAAGCAGUUGAUACAACAAAAGAAAUCUCCCCAGAAGAGACAGACUCAGGUGUUUCCUACAAGGACUUCUCCUCGGAAGAGAGUGCUGGAUUCAUCCCAGAAAGGGAUACCACAUUCACAAGCCCUUCCUAGAUCCUCAUUGGAGCUGAGUUGUGUUUCACAGGGGGCUGGUCCAUCCUCACAAGGAACAUCACAUGGGAUGGGUACAGAUGACAUGUUGCCUAUGUCUGAUGGAAAAUUUCAGAAAAAAGUAUUGUUCAUUCUGUCUAGUAUAAGGGAUGGCAUAAAGCAAAUCCAACAUAAGAUUAACCAGAGCAACAAUGACAGUGAGGUGGAGUUUGAAAUCAAGAGAAUGAACUCAAUAGCUGAAGUCCAAGAAAAUGAGAAACUUCUUCAGGACCCAGAAAGUCUCAAGCAUGCAAUUUCCCGGCUAAGUAGGAUCGGAGGAAUCAGCAUGAAAGAUGCAGUUGCCCAAGCAAUGCAAAGAGUCUUAACCAAUGAGGUCAUGGCACAUAUGAACAUGAAAGGGAAGAGAGGAAAAUAUGGCUUUGAACAAACAUUGUUGUUCAGGGUUAUUAGAGAGAGUGUCCUAACUCAUCAGUCUGGGACAGAAUCCAGUGUUGCAGAGGCUGUGGCUAAAUGCUUGAAAUAUGCACCUGAUAGGAUUGGAGGAGGUGGACGGAAAGUCUCAAAUGAAGCAUCACCAGGUUCAUCUGACCAUCCUGGUCCCUGUUCAUCCGUGUCCAAGUCUGACCACUCUACGGCAACAAUCAAAAAGAGAAAGUUUGUACAUGAAGAGGUGUCACCUCCUUCAAGCAAUUCGUCUGGAACAACAAUGCUUUUACCACUGGAAAUUGAUGAAAUGUCAUCUGAGUCUUUGUUGGAAAAUGAAAGCUCUGAUGAGUGAUGAAUAUAUAUAUGUAUAGGGAAACUCAAUUUAGUUUCUGCAAGGUACAUGAACAGCCGGAGUAGAGAAGAGGGGGAUGAGAGGUCUCAUACUUCUAGAACCUUUAUUUUCUGCUCUGAUUGCGUCACCCUCCUUUUGUUGGAGGAAAUUGGCCGUAGCAUAUAGAUACUUAGUAAAGUAACCGAGUAGUAUAUCCACUUUGCUGCAACUGUAAUAUAUACUCCUGCAAAUACCUAUGCAUUAAAUAUCCAAAUGCAAAGUUAUGAUUUCAUAUUGGUCACUACAAACAUGCAUUAAUGUGUUGUAGCUUAACUUUUGUAUCCUAUGUACUUUGUACUAUGUACUUAGCUAACAUACAAGUCCAUGUAGUGAAAAACGCCUUUACAAGAUGUUUUAUGCAAAUGACAUGAAAGGUAAAGAUAAUAAUAAUAAUGUUGGUACACAUAUACAGACACUUUAUUUUUACCUACUGCAACUGUUUCUGUAACUUUCCCCAGUUUCAAAAUGAUGUUACCUACUCUGAGAAACCAUUGUUCAGUAAUGUUAAACUCAAAAUCAACUUAAAUUUUAGCUAAAGUCAAGUGUUUACAAGUUAUUCAUGUGUUCAGUAUGGGUGAUGUUUAAUGUGGUAUUGGAAUAGCCCUUUUAAUGUGUGUACUGAAAUGACGAUGAAAUACCUAUUGAUUUUCAGUAUGUAAACUAAGCUUAAUUGUGUACCAGUUGCACAUAACUAACUUUAUAGUCUAUCCAAUCUUGGUCCUCACUUUCUAAUGUGAUAGCUAAAAUAACUCAUAAAUGUUGAGUUGGUAGUAAUGAAAAUCUGUACAUUUCUUUUCCAGACUAUAUCUCACUACCAGAAACAAUGCAAAGACCUUUCCUGAGACAAAGUCCAUGGUUCUGGGUCAUGGUGAAGCAUAUGUCGGAUUUACAUUCAAUCUAAGCUCAAGAUCGAAUACAGACAGCAUGUGCUUCACCAAAGACUAUAGACUAGACUGUUUACUGAUGUUAGUAUAGUCUGGUGAACAAUUUUCACGACCUGGAGCAAUGCUGAAAAUCUAAUGUUGAUUCUACGUCGGGUGAGCAACGUCAGUUUUUCAACUGGAAUUCAACGGGAAUUCCAACAUUGAAAAACAGAGCAUGAUUCAACGUUGAAAACCAGAUGUCAGUUCAAUGUUGAAAUUCCACCAUUGAUUAUACGUUGGAAAUAUUACAUUAAAAAAACUUUCAAAAUCAAUCAAUUCUCAACGUAGAUUCUACGUAAGGGCCUGACGCAAAAUCAACGUUGAAUCAACGUUGAUGUGCCUGCUGGGAAG